GGUGGGUGUUGUUCUCCCAAUCGUCCCCUCUCUGUCAUCAUCAGGGUAGCUCCAAAUGGUUUCUUAAGCUGUGGGGGAACCUCCCUUUCUCCCUCCCAAGGAGUAAGACUCAAGGUGAUGUUGAUGAUGUAAAGCUGAUGAACAGCAGACCCUAGGCAACAGGUAGAAAGCAGACCUGCCUCUCCCCACCACAGCCCCAGGUUUGGCUGGGCGGAGACUGAGCGUGGAGGACAGCAGGUGUGCGGAACAGGACGAUUGCACCCGGUACAGAGCUUCCUCCAGCUAUUCCUGAAGUUUGACUGCCAGUCCAGCUCAGUCCCUCCUGCCAUGGGGCUCACCUGGAAGAAACGGGUUUUCAUGGCCCUGUUGGGGGUUGCAACAGCCUCUGGUCUCACUGUGCUCAUCCUCAUCCUGGUGGAGGCCACCAACGUCCUCCUGCCCGCAGACACCAAGUGUUGUCCUCAGUUUGGGAUCGUGCUGGAUGCUGGCUCCUCCCACACGUCCCUCUUUGUGUACCAGUGGCCAGCAAACAAAGAAAAGGACACGGGCGUGGUCAGCCAGGCGAUGACUUGCCAGAUAGAAGGGCCUGGAAUCUCUUCCUACACCUCUGACCCCACACAGGCUGGAGAGAGCCUGAGGGGUUGCUUGGAGGAAGCUCUGGCAUUGGUCCCAAAGGCCCAACAUCAAGAGACACCCACAUUCUUGGGUGCCACAGCAGGAAUGAGGCUGCUUAGCCAGAAGAACAGCUCUCAGGCAAGGGACAUCCUAGCCGCAGUCUCCCAGGUUCUAAGUGAGUCUCCUGUGGAUUUUUGGGGUGCCAAGAUCCUGGAUGGACAAGAUGAAGGUGCCUUUGGUUGGAUCACUAUCAACUAUGUUCUGGGCAUGCUCCUCAAGUAUUCCUCUGGAGAAUGGAUCCUACCGGAAGAGGAGAUGCUAGUCGGUGCUUUGGACCUCGGUGGGGCCUCCACUCAGAUCAGCUUUGUGCCACGGAGCCCUAUCCUGGACCAGAGCACCCAGGCCACCUUCCUCCUCUAUGGUGCCAACUACAGCAUCUACACUCACAGCUACCUCUGCUUCGGCCGUGACCAGGUGCUUUACAGGCUCCUGGUUCAGUUGGCACAGAGCAGCCCUGUGCCCCGGGUCCGACACCCAUGCUACCACAGAGGCUACUAUGCCACACUGCCGCUGGCCCCUCUCUCUGAGUCGCCCUGUGUCCACACCAUGAACUCCCUAAACCUCACCCAGAACAUCACAGUUGAGGGGAUGGGCAACCCUGGGGACUGUAUGGCAGCUCUCCGGGGUCUCUUCAACUUCUCCAGCUGUCAGGGCCGAGAAGACUGUGCCUUCAAUGGAGUCUACCAGCCCCCCGUGCAUGGCCAGUUCUAUGCCUUCUCCAACUUCUACUACACCUUCCACUUCCUGAACCUCACCUCCAGGCAGCCACUGAGCAUCGUCAAUGCCACUAUCUGGAAGUUCUGCCUGAAAUCCUGGAACGUGCUUCUGGAACCCAAGGUAGAGGCCAGCUAUCCAGGGCAGGAACGCUGGCUGCGGGACUACUGUGCCUCAGGCCUGUACAUCCUCAUGCUGCUGCUAGAGGGCUACAAGUUCAGCGAGGAGACCUGGCCCAGCAUCCAGUUUCAGAAGCAGGCUGCCGGCACGGACAUUGGCUGGACCCUGGGCUACAUGCUGAACCUCACAGGCAUGAUUCCUGCAGAGGCACCGGCUGAGUGGCGAGCUCAGAGCUACGGCAUCUGGACAGCUGGAGUAGUGUUUGUGGUGCUGACCCUUGUGGCCAUUCUUGGGGCAGCUGCAGUCCAGCUCUUCUGGCCCCAAGACUAGGCGGAGGCCAAGCUGAACUGGAUCGCAGACAGGGAUGUGUCUGAAGCAAGAACAAUUGGGAUUCAUCGGCAGCAACAUAAAUACUUUUACCUUGUGAGCCAGCAUCAAUCGUCUUUAGGAAAGAAAAUUCCUGGCACAUAGGACCUGCUAGGUACAUCUGGUUGCCUGUCCUUAUGAGCCCCUGACCCUUAGGGGCUCCAGCCUAACAAGCAGACCAGGAGGGCCACCUCCUGACAAUCCUGGUCCCCCUCUGCCCUCAGGAUAGCAUUGGCUAUUGGGACUAUAGUAUUUCAAGGGGCAGGAACAGGAGGGAAACCUGGCUCUGGGAAGAGGCAGCCAUGAGGAUAGGGCUGCCCCGGAAGAGAGCUGUGGACAGACCAGCAGAGACCCCUGACUUCCCUCACUGUAAUCAAACUGGAGCAGAUGGUCAGGAUGUAGGUCUGCAGGUCAUCCUGGCUCUCUCACCCUCUCAGAAACUUUGAUUGGGUUCCCUUUGUCACCAAUCCCAGAAUAUGGACCACACAAGCGGUGAGGGGGAUAGUUUUUAUUAAAAGCAGCCUUGCCACAGUA
Nannospalax galili (Upper Galilee mountains blind mole rat) is the source of this 2409-nucleotide messenger RNA. It is a transcript of the gene Entpd8, whose product is annotated as ectonucleoside triphosphate diphosphohydrolase 8. Gene Ontology annotation, biological process: nucleoside diphosphate catabolic process. Bases 328 to 1839 code for a protein of 503 amino acids. Gene Ontology annotation, molecular function: UDP phosphatase activity; GDP phosphatase activity. Gene Ontology annotation, cellular component: plasma membrane. The record is from RefSeq and is a predicted model, not a curated record. The transcript is spliced from 10 exons. Lineage: Eukaryota; Metazoa; Chordata; Mammalia; Rodentia; Spalacidae.